UCAACGCUUACCUCAAAGAGUCGACUCAAAGAGUCGAUACGUUUGCAAACGACACCUCAGGUUCUUAGACAAUAUGGCGGCGCUCAUGCGGUGCAUGAGAAGUGUGUGUAGGAAGCUAGAACCAGCUCUGAUGUUAAGACAAUCUACAAGUUUUUCUUCUUCAUGUUUCGAGGAGGACUUAAUGAACCUGAAGUCAGGAGAGAAACACGUGCAGGAUGAUGAAGGCGCAGAGGGACGCAUACACGUGUGCUGUCCUUCAGCACUGGAGUCCACGCCGGAGGACAAGCUCAGAAAUGCGGGUCACAAGCACAGAGACACGACGAGGAAAGUGUCACAGUCACGUCGUGAGACACAAACGAGCACACGACCAACUUCCGCUUUGUCUCCCAAAGUCCAUGUGGAAAGUUUGCGCUAUGAGAAAGCGAAGUGUGAUGACAAGAGAGUGAUACGUUUAGUGCAUUUAGCUCGUUCGAAGAAGCUUCGUGAGCAACAAGGCAAAAUUCUCCUGGAAGGAAGACGUCUGAUUGCUGAGGCCCUGGAGGCAGGGGCUUCGCCACUCGCUGUCUUCUUCAGUGCGAUGGAGAGACUUCAGGAGCUUCCUGUAAACAAACUCGCACAAGCCAGCUUGGUCAAGGUCAAGCUGGAGGACGUCCAAAUCUGGCCAGAUCAUGACGCCAAAAUCGACAUGAUAGCUGUCUUCAAGCGUCCAGAGGCGUCCCAGAUGUGCUUCCCCGAGGAAAGGUGUGGGAAGCCGUUGCCUUUGACGCUCAUCUGUGACAAUUUACGGGAUCCGGGGAACCUCGGUGUGACGUUGCGCUGUGCCGCCGCCGCUGGAUGCCACAGUGUGCUCCUCAGUACAGGUUGUGUGGAUGUCUGGGAGCCCAAGGUUCUCCGUGCCGGCCUGGGUGCCCACUUUCGCCUUCCCAUGAUCCCAAAUCUAUCCUGGACUAAUAUUCAGACUCUCCUUCCUCCAAACGCGAUCGUCCACGUAGCUGACAACUCGGGCGUCUCCGAGACCGAGCCGGAACUCGCAGGAGCAUCUCAGCGGGCGAAAAAAGCCGGAGACUACGGAUGGACGAGCAGCCGGCGUAUCUCCAGGAAAGCUUAUUGUGAAGACGAGGAUGAAGAGGAAGAGGUGGGCGGAGCUAGGCAGGAGGUAGGACCGGGUUUAAAGACGCAGCCUUAUCAUUCGAACUGGACUGGCAGCCAUGUGGCUGUCGUGAUUGGUGGAGAGACUCACGGUUUGAGCCUGGAAGCCUUGCGGUUGGCCGAGGAGACGAAGGGGCGGAGAUUAUUCAUCCCCAUGGUGCGAGGAGUGGACAGUCUGAAUGCCGCCAUGGCUGCGAGCGUGCUGCUGUUUGAGGGGAGGAGACAACUGAGUGAGAGCUGAAAGGACACGGUUACCAUGGCGACAGUUACAGGAAAGGUUCUAAAAAAGAUAAAUCCACAGAGUUGAAUUCUCAAGUCUGAUUCUUUUGAAGCCGUCGAUUAAUUUCCCAUAUCAGCGGCUCAGACGACACAGCACUAAAUAAUGAUCUGUGAUGAGUAAUAAAGAAUGAUUCAUUAUUCAUCCAUACAGAUUGUAGACCUGCUGUUCCGGAACAUUCCUGUUUCAGUAAAGUCUCAUCUGAUUUUA
Messenger RNA from Tachysurus vachellii, 1636 nucleotides. RefSeq names its product mitochondrial rRNA methyltransferase 3b (gene mrm3b). Gene Ontology annotation, molecular function: RNA methyltransferase activity; RNA binding. Bases 74 to 1390 code for a protein of 438 amino acids. NCBI's taxonomy places the organism in Eukaryota, Metazoa, Chordata, Actinopteri, Siluriformes, Bagridae. The transcript is spliced from 4 exons. The record is from RefSeq and is a predicted model, not a curated record. Gene Ontology annotation, biological process: RNA processing.